Messenger RNA from Monomorium pharaonis (pharaoh ant), 6776 nucleotides. RefSeq names its product ATP-dependent RNA helicase vasa. The record is from RefSeq and is a predicted model, not a curated record. Lineage: Eukaryota; Metazoa; Arthropoda; Insecta; Hymenoptera; Formicidae. Gene Ontology annotation, molecular function: RNA helicase activity; RNA binding; ATP binding. Bases 3615 to 5666 code for a protein of 683 amino acids. The transcript has 4 exons. Gene Ontology annotation, cellular component: P granule; nucleus. Gene Ontology annotation, biological process: gamete generation; cell differentiation.
UUUAUAUCUCCGAUUUGUCGAAUUUGUCACCGACGUGUAGUACAGCCGGGACGCGCUCGAGACGAGUCACGUGUCGCAUCACUUUGCCGCGUGUAGUACGAGCUUCUCUGCCGUAAGAUUGUCGCGCGCCGAAGACGACGAUAGUUUCGAGCACCGCGUUUCCGCGAUGACAACGAUGUCGCGCGUCCGCACAACGCGCCGUGAAACUCCGGACGGACGGAACGUUACUGGAAACUGGGCCCCUAUCGCUCCGCCACGCCGACGUUUCUUUUCUUCCUCUUUCCUCUACUUGCGCCGAGACACCUACACUUAGGUAUCUCACGCGUGCGUUGGGCUACAUGCGUAUCACCUGCACACACGCUUAAUGUAUGCAUAUCCUCGUGGCGAGUGACGGCGUAAGUCUGAUAAUGCGGGAAUACGACCGGGAAUAUCGCAGCUCGUUCGUACCGAUGAUGCAGCUCACACCGUCGCGAUUAUCUAUUUUUUUUUAUUUUUUAUUAUCCGGCGAAGGACACAGCGCUUUCGAUAUGAUUAUCAAGAAGACUUCGAAUGAUGGCUGCUAAUACAUUAUUGGCAGAUCUAUUCAUACACUGACGACAAAUAAAUCUAUAAAGCUGAUUUAGAGUAAGGAAGGUCAAGAGACACAGAACAGUUUAAAGCGAAUGCGUGGGAAAGAAUUAUUAAGCAUAGAGGAUCGUUGCAGUAAUAUGUAUUUAAGGAUAACAGUUCAUGAAUUUCACUGACAUGAGGGCAUUGCCACAGGAAGGAAAAAUGAUGAAGCGCCUCUUAUAAGUUUGAUUACUAUUGUAUGGAAAUGUGAGAAAUCGGUGUCACAAUUAUUGCAUCAUUAUCAACACAUGCAACUUUAAAUUUAAGAUAGGCCAGUGUAUUCAGUGCGAAGAAAAUGUCUAUAUAUUGUAUAUUUAUUAUAUUUUUGAUAUUUUAGAUAUUUCUAACGUUACUAUCAUCUAUCGAAUGACAAACUUUUCAAACAAUUCAUGCGUGUCUAUCAUGUUUAUUCUUGCAAAAGAUGCGAGUUAAUUAAGGGAUUAAUAAUCGAAAAAUUCGUUAAGUAUGUAUUACGGAAACAAUAUAAUGAACAAAAAAAAGUUAAAUAAUCGCAAUACUUAUAAAUACUCAUACAACGGAUUUUUUUGUAGAUAUAUCAACAUUAAAUUUAACAUAUAUGGAUAAUGAUUGGACUUUAGAUUUAGUAUGUAUCUGUAUGAAAUUUAGAGAUAUGUUUUAAAUGCGUAAUACGAGUAAUUUUUCGCCGAUUUGAUCUUUUAUCGCGUUUAUAUUCGUGUCACGAACAAAGGUGCUUUGAGAAUAACACGAAACUCGACGCGAUAUGGAGUGACUCAGCGUUUAUAGAUUAGUGUCAGUUGCGCGCGUACGAUAGGAAACCUUUACACCUCAACACGAAGUUAAAACAAUAUCGUUACAAAAAAUAUUCAUGUUAUUCUUAUCUAUCGUACGUUAAAAUGAUAUAACUCCUAUUUAUUAUUUAUUAUUAUUGUUAUUAUAAUUAUAAUCAUAAUUAUAAAACAGAUAUCUUUAAAUUAAUGUCUCUCCAAAUACGUAAUAUUGCAAUAAAUUAUAUUUUUUUGUAAACAUGUAUACAUACUUGUAAGUUAAAAGGAUACAUAAUUGUAUAUGUGAUAAUUAAUUAUAAAUUAACCAAUUAGACAUAAUUAUAAAGAAUUUUAAAUAAUAUUAAUAUUGUUAGUAUACUGAGUUGAAUAUAAUAUUAUUAAAAUAUUAGAUUUCUUUAGAGUUAUUUAUUUUUUGCCGACUCUUUCUUUAUUGAGAAAUAUCAUAUUUAGAAAAUCGUGUUUCCGCAGACGUGUUACGUAAACACAUGUGAAGACUAAAGUAAUAUUAUCUCUCGACUAUCGCGUAAAUACACAGUCUCUUAGCGAAGUAAACGUGUCCUGCUUUGUGUCACUUUUUCCUUCAUUCUAUUGUAACAGUACGAUUUUGUGUAGGUCCUUUACAGUCUCAACUGCUAAUACAAACCAGAUGCUAUUACCUUUUUCUUAUAUUUCACUUUCGAAGUUAUACAUUUUUGCAAGCCAACAUAAAUCUGACCUGAAAUCGUUACACACAAAAGCUAGGCACAUCAAAGUCGAACACACAAAAUAUAAGUUUUCGACAUUAACAGUUUUUAAAGACUUGUAAAAUCUAAAUAAAAAUUAGUUUACAUUAUUUUAUAAUCUUAAUUUACCUUGUUACAUAUCUCUAUAACUACGCGUAAAUAUAGUUGAAAAAUUUGGCUAAAUAAUUGUUGAGUAGAAGUGUACUUGAUUUUAUUCUGAAAAUUAUAAGAAUGUUAACUAAAAGAUUGUUUAGAUUUGACCUUCUUUUCGCCUAAUUGAUGUUCAUUUAGAAAUUAAUGUGUAAGAUCUCGAUAGAAUUUCAGUCUCAUAGAAUGGAAUCAAUUUCUGGAAUUUGAAAACUCACGCAAAUACAUUUUAUUGAAGCAUAAAAAUUUCUUUAUUAACUGAAAUAUUUAUUUAUUUAUUAGCUUACGUAUCUCUAGCCAGGAUUUCAUUAUAUAAACUAUUGAAAUAAUUUAAGCGCCUUUCUAUUGAAAUAUAAAUUCCUGUAUUCAAGGGACACGUACUAAGUCACGCGCAGAAAAUAGCAAGUUGAGUAUCUGUUUGAAAAUACUUUAGAUUAUAUCAUCUGGAUAACGGAUUAACUUUGCAGUAGAUUUAAUCAAUAAUCAGGUUUUCGAUUAUAUAAGAGUAUUUAUUUUUGUUUUAUGUCUCUUAGAAACGGAAAGAUAACAAUUUAUUUAUUUAUUAAAAAAUUGAAGACGAUAUUUAUAAAUAAAUUCGGUAUAUAUAAGAACGCAACGGUUGUGACUGUCCGAUAAUCUGAGAGACUUUGAAGAACAUUUUUGUAAUUCUAAGGAUUCUACGUAAAUAAAAAUUCUUUGAAAAAUUUAUGAGUUUAUGACUCCUUCGGAAAAAGAAGGGAAUUUGUGUAAACUUAUUUUGGUGUCCUUGGAUUAUUUGAUUCAAUGGCUCUUUCAAUUCUUUUUUUUUUAUUUCAAUGGCAAAAAUCCUUGCUAAAAUCAAGUAUAAUUGUCGGUAUGGUUGCCGCGCGCGCACACUAAGUUAAAUCAAAACAUUGAUUAUUAAUAAAAUUAUUGCAUGUACAUACGUAAAAUGUAAUAAUGAGUGGCUAUAGUAUAAUUUCGUUCUCUAUAAUAUUGACAAACAAAAGAACGGAAAGAUCCGCAGGUUAACACUCAAGCCGCUCGAAGUGCUCGAACGGCGUGAGCAGAGGGAAGGAGGAAAGAGAAGGGAAAAAGGAAGCUAACGCGCCGAGCAACACGCAUGCGUGUGAAUACUCGGUUCGCUGAUUCGUCGACAGUGGCGCGCGACGUCGAUACGUAGGCUGAUCGAGGCGACACAGGACACAGCCAGACAGAACUCGCAGUUCAUCCCAACGUGUGAGAGAUCGCUUGGCUUUUUCGCUCACACAAAGGCUGUAUUUCGAUCUUCCACACCGGUUGACGCACGCAGAUCUCGUACUCCAGGAGACGGAGAGAGGACACAAAGGAAUAUUUCGACCAAGUAUCUUUGGAAAUACACGAGGUAAAAAUGGAAGAGCAGUGGGGUGAUGAUACAUUGGACUUUUCUCAGCCGCCAGCAACUGUAUCCUCCUUUGAAGAAGGACGGGCCCCUUGCCGCGGUAAAGGACGUGGUGCAAUUAUACACAAUAACAAUGAGACAGAUUAUAGUAUAGGAGGUUACAAUAAUAGCAAACAAACAGAGUGGGAGGAAAAUUAUGAUAGUAAUACCAACAAUGAAGAUCCUGAAAAUAAUAAAUAUAAUGGCGAUCGUAGCAAUAGAUUUGGAGGACGCAACAGACAAGAUGGUGACAGACCGCGUUAUGAAAAUAACAGAGGCGACGAUGAUAGUAGGUGGCAAGGCAAUAGGAACAAUGGUAGGCGAAACAGGGAUAAUGAUGAUGGCGAAGAUAACUGUUAUGGCGGAAACGAUGGAAGCAGACCUAGGAGAGAUAGAGAUGAUAGAGGUGGACGAGGAGGAAGAGGAGGAGGCGGAAGAGGUGGUGGAAGAGGCGGUGGUAGAAACAGGGAUGAUGAUGAUAAUGAUGAGGGCUACAGUAAUUUUGAAAACAGAGGACGCAAACAAAAUGAUGAAUCUAAAGAUGAAGAACCAAAGAAGAAAGAGCAUUAUGUUCCGCCAGAAUGUCCUGAUGAUGAAGGUUACUUAUUUGGAAAUGAUGUGUCAGUGGGCAUAAACUUUAAUAAAUAUGAUGACAUCGAAGUAAAGGUAAGCGGUGAAGAUGCACCACGUCCGAUACAAUCUUUCGAGAAAUCCGGUCUCAGAGAUAUUUUGUUGGAGAAUAUUAAGAAGUCGAGUUAUACGAAGCCUACUCCUGUUCAAAAGUACGCUAUUCCAAUUAUAAUGAGCGGCCGUGAUUUAAUGGCUUGCGCGCAAACAGGUUCGGGCAAAACUGCGGCAUUUGUACUUCCUAUCUUACAUACUUUGUUAGAGAAUCCAAAAGAUUUAGUUAAAACAUCCACUUCAUGCGAACCACACGCAAUUAUUAUAUCGCCUACACGCGAGCUCACCGCGCAGAUUUAUUCACAAGUCAAGAAAUUUUCUUUGAAUUCUUUCAUACGUGUAGAGAUGGUUUAUGGAGGAACAUCAGUUAUGCAUCAAACGAAUAAGGUGCUCAACGGUUGCCACAUUUUAGUCGCAACUCCAGGCAGACUGUUAGAUUUUAUUGGACGAGGCAAGAUUAGACUUUCUUCUUUACGUUUCUUUGUGUUAGAUGAAGCUGACAGAAUGCUCGACUUGGGUUUCCUGCCCGAUAUUGAAAAGAUUAUAGAUCAUGACACAAUGAUAGCUGCAGAUGAAAAGCAAACCCUUAUGUUCUCCGCUACUUUCCCAAAUGAGAUACAAGAACUCGCAGGUAGAUUUUUGCGAAAUUAUUUAUUCCUCGCAGUUGGGAUUAUCGGUGGCGCCUGCACUGAUGUAGAACAGAACUUCUAUCAAGCAUCUGGUCAGUCCGACAAGCGAAAAUUGUUAAAAGAACUUAUAGAGAAACAGAACCAACUGGGUAAUCUAGAAGGAACUUUAGUAUUUGUCGAACAGAAAAGACACACAGACUUUAUCGCUGCUUUCUUAUCGGAAAGCAAUUAUCCAACAACCAGUAUACAUGGCGAUAGAUUACAAAGAGAACGAGAAGAAGCUCUAUCCGAGUUUAAGCGAGGAAAAAUGUUGAUUUUGGUAGCAACGGCGGUUGCCGCACGAGGCUUGGAUAUUAAAAACGUUUCACAUGUUAUUAACUUUGAUUUGCCAAAGACGAUCGACGAAUACGUUCAUAGAAUCGGACGAACUGGUCGAGUUGGAAAUCGCGGAAAAGCGACUUCAUUUUUUGAUUCAAGUUCUGAUAUGGCUCUUAGUGAUGAUUUGAUUAAAAUUUUGAAACAAGCCGGUCAGCCAGUACCUGACUGGUUAGAAUCUGGCGGCGGUGGCGGAUCCAGAUCCUUCAUGCCAGGAAAGGGUAGACGAUUUGGCGGGGAAGAUAUUAGAGGCAACAAGGAUGCGUACGGAGGUGAAUCAUAUGAUGAUGUUGGUUACGCACCUCCUACACCAGCAGAACCAGAAGAACAAUGGUAGAUUAGAUGCAUCGUGUGAGAUUCUACUUAACUUUUUUUUUUUAAUUUUAAAAUAUGAUAUUAGAGAUGUGUGCGAAUUAAAAUUUUUUGACGCCGAAUCGAAUCAAAUUGUUGAAACAUUAUUUUUAACCAAUAAUAUUAUCAUUGGGUUGAAUUUUAUUAUAUAAAAUAAAAGAUUUAUGUAAAGUAAUACUGAUUAUAUGAUAUAAAAUGAUUUUAUAUAUUUUAUCAUAUAAGUCAUAUUUUAUACAUGUUCUAUUUGUCGAUAUAAAAUAUGUAAUUCGUAUUUGAAAUUUGUAGACUCAAAAUUUUCAUUAAUUUGAAUUAUUCAAAUCGAUUCGAAUAUUAUCUGAUUUAAUUUGAUUCAAUUCGUACUCGAUAGUUUUACAUCUCUAAUCAAUGUAUUAGAGUAUAUGAGCAACGAUGACAAUUUAUUUUUGUUUCCUUAAGUUUUCUACUAUAUGAUAUCACAAAGUUCCUUACUGGUGAGAAAAAAUGUAAGAUACGUUCGAAUUUAUAUUUCUACCUCAAUCGUAAGCACAGAAUCGACAGGGUUUCAAUUAUAGUACAGGGUUUUAUUUAUAGUAAGUUUUAAAUCGUAUGAAGAAGUUUUUAGAUGAUAUACACUUACAUUAUUUCCAUUGUUGUGUAAACCAUAGGUUAUUGAAAAAAAUCAAUUUGUUUAGUGUUAAUAAUUAUGAUUAAUUUUUUUUCUUCUUUAAUGAAGAUGUUAGUCUUAAUAUGAUAUUCAUAAAUAAUUCUUUGAUAGUAGAAGUUUAAGAUAGAUUUCGUGGAAUAUAUUGCCUCAUAAAAUAUAAAAUAAUAAUUUUUCCUAUUGUAGCUUUACAUGUACUUUAUUCAUUUAUGUUAAUCUAAAGCUUCUGUGAAUGUAUUUUAUUAGCCUACAAAACAUUUAAAACUUGUGAUAACAUGAAGUAUGUUCUAAUAUAAAGUUAUAUUCUUUAUCUUGCGCGAAUCAUCGAAGUUAAAAAAAUAUUCAUGUUUUAUGAUAUUACUUCGUUACAAAAUACUGCGAUAUUUCGUUCUUUGAUCUUAUUUUUAUACGUUAUGAUAACAAAAUAUAAUAAAGUUUUAUACUUUUAUAAACAAA